Messenger RNA from Penicillium concentricum, 687 nucleotides. RefSeq names its product DUF3716 domain-containing protein. The coding region runs from base 1 to 687 and encodes 228 amino acids. NCBI's taxonomy places the organism in Eukaryota, Fungi, Ascomycota, Eurotiomycetes, Eurotiales, Aspergillaceae. The record is from RefSeq and is a predicted model, not a curated record. The transcript has a single exon.
AUGUCCAAUCAGCGAGAGCCAUACUUGCGGCGUGGAAUAAAUUUGACGGCCCAGGAGUUUCAAAAACAGAUGAACGAUAGCCUGCCCCGCGUGGAAGCGGCAUUGAUGCAAGUGGUGGGUCAACAAAAUGACUUGGAGUGCACGAGGUGCCUACAACUGUUCGGCAAGUUCUCUCACUGUGUCUCGGUUCGCGGGAUCAACGGUCUUUCAGCCUGCGCCAACUGCCAUUGGGCAGAACGUGACCACCUUUGCCAAUACAUGCACAACCUUCCGACCCUUACUAAAUCUACAGCCAGACUUGAUCCCAUUAACCCUCUCCGAUUUUCCCCUGAGAGAAGAACCAAUUGGCAAACCAUUCAGCGCAUGAACGAGGACAUCCGGCUUUUUAACCAUCACUUAAAGCUCAUGCAAGAGCAGGGGGAGCUUUGUAGACAAGCCCAAAGUCUUGGAACUCAGCUGGGGCAACUCCAAGAUGAACUGACUGCCGCCAAUACCACCACCGUUACAGGUCAACAACCAAUGCAGCAAACCGUGAAUGAUAUUCGUGCUUCUCAGCGCGAGCUUAACCGUGGACUUGGACGCAGUAUGAUGAAUAUCCUCAAUAUGAUGGAAAUCAUAACCAGGAGAGCUCAUUCUGGUGUCUCCCAAUCCACACAAGCCAUGCCGAGUGAUUCAGAUCGAACCUAA